UACCCGACUCCUCCAGCUUCCACAGUCCAUCACUAGCACUUCUGCUUCGGAGUGGCAGCUCAGCCAUUCCACCAUGGCCUCCAAGUUCUCGGCUUCCCUUGCUCUCUUCCUCACCCUCAAUCUCCUCUUCUUCAACCUCAUCGCUGCCUGUGGCGGUGGCCGCGGUGGUGGCGGUGGCGGUGGCGGCGGCGGCGGUGGCGGUGGUGGUGGCGGCGGCACCCCGUACACGCCGAAGCCAAGCCCGUGCUCCAGGCCGACCCCCACACCGAGCCCCAUCCCACCGAGCCCCGGAGGGGAAGCCAAGUGCCCGCGAGACACGCUCAAGCUCGCCGCAUGCACCAAUGUUCUCAACGGCCUGAUCAACGCGACGGUGGCACAGCCGCCCAAGGAGCCCUGCUGCAGCCUCAUCGAAGGGCUGGUCGACCUCGAGGUCGCCGUGUGCCUUUGCACCGCCAUCAAGGCCAACAUCCUGGGCAUCAACAUCAACCUCCCCAUCGACCUCAGCCUGCUCGUCAACUACUGCGGGAAGAACGUCCCCAAGGGCUUCCAGUGCCCGUAGAGGUCUCUGCCAUGACUCCAUGAUCCCUUGGGUCACGUAGUCUCCUCCAUCUAUGUUCCUGUUGGAAAGCAUUCUUAUGUGAUCGGUCGUGUUGAUGCAUGUGGUAGUGCUGUUGUCUUUGCUUGUGAAGCACCCUCGUUUAGAUAGUAGCAAAUCAUGUAUCCUUAACUUGAACUCCUGUUGUGUACUUGUCUGAUCAGUGGAAUGGUUGGGCCGUAUGUUGUCUUAUGAAAUCAUUAAAUUUGUUGCAUCUUGCAAUAAGUUCAA
Musa acuminata subsp. malaccensis (wild Malaysian banana) is the source of this 826-nucleotide messenger RNA. Its product is annotated as 14 kDa proline-rich protein DC2.15. Lineage: Eukaryota; Viridiplantae; Streptophyta; Magnoliopsida; Zingiberales; Musaceae. The record is from RefSeq and is a predicted model, not a curated record.